This is a messenger RNA of Myotis daubentonii (Daubenton's bat), 1697 nucleotides long. RefSeq names its product olfactory receptor 13C7-like. The record is from RefSeq and is a predicted model, not a curated record. Gene Ontology annotation, molecular function: olfactory receptor activity; G protein-coupled receptor activity. Lineage: Eukaryota; Metazoa; Chordata; Mammalia; Chiroptera; Vespertilionidae. Gene Ontology annotation, cellular component: membrane. Gene Ontology annotation, biological process: G protein-coupled receptor signaling pathway.
UUAACCCAGUUGUGUGUCUUCUGAAUCUUCUUUAACAAGGAUUAUUUUUUUGAGCUAAAGCCUCUUUUAUGAAGUAUACAAGUCUAACUGAUCUAGCUUAGAAGAUAGUAACAUUCUUAUCCUAUCCACCAAUCCAAUUUUAGGUCCAUAUUACCCACAAGGAAGCCACUUAAGGAUGCAGACAACUCUUACAGACACUGCUUUAACAGGUCCUUGUACGUUCUGGCUGCUGCAGAAUUCCUUUUGGUGAAAGAAAACAUUAACAUGGGGAAGACCAAUCAAUCUUCUGUGACAGAAUUUGUUCUAUUGGGGCUUUCUGGCUACCCAAAGCUUGAGGCCAUUUACUUUGUUUUGGUCCUAUGUAUGUACCUGGUGAUCCUGCUGGGAAAUGGAGUCAUCAUAAUUGUAAGUGUCUAUGACUCCCACCUGCACACCCCCAUGUACUUUUUCCUCAGUAACUUAUCAUUCUUGGAUAUUUGCUACACCAGUUCUUCUAUUCCCCUAUUUCUCAGCAGCUUAACUUCAAAGAAAACCAUUUCCUUCUCUGGAUGUGGAGUGCAAAUGUUUCUCUCCUUAGCUCUGGGAACCACAGAGUGUGUCCUUCUCAGCAUGAUGGCAUUUGACCGCUAUGUGGCUAUAUGCUUCCCUCUGAGAUACCCCAUCAUUAUGAGCAAGACUUUCUAUGUACCUAUGGUUGCCGGGUCCUGGAUUGCAGGGGCUGUCAAUUCUGUGUUGCAAACCUCUUUUGCCAUGCAGCUUCCUUUCUGUGGGAAUAAUGUCAUUAAUCAUUUUACUUGUGAAAUCUUAGCUGUCUUAAAAUUGGCCUGUGCUGAUAUCUCUAUAAAUAUUAUUUGCAUGGCUGUUGCUUAUAUGAUUUUUCUUGUUGUCCCAGUACUUUUCAUUUUUGUUUCUUAUGUUUUGAUUAUGUCCACCAUCCUGAGAAUUCCUUCUGCAGAGGGAAGGCGCAAAGCCUUCUCCACCUGCUCUGCCCACCUAACAGUGGUGAUUAUAUUCUAUGGAACCGUCUUCUUCAUGUAUGCAAAACCCAAGGCUAAAGACUCUGCCAGUACAGACAAAGGAUACGUCACAGACAAAAUCAUCUCUCUCUUCUAUGGAGUUGUGACACCCAUGCUCAAUCCUCUCAUCUAUAGUUUGAGGAACAGAGAUGUGAAGGCAGCUGUGAAGAAUAUGUGUCAGAAAUGCUCCUCACAGGGAACAUGAAUGCUAUUAAAAAAAUUUCUUUACUCUGAAUGCAGGUCUUGUUAUCCCCUGAAAGUUCCAAAACAAAAAUAAGAGUUGGUGGUACCAUUAAUCCCUGAAACUAAUUUUUCUGUUCCUGGUAUUUAAAUGUGAGAGAAAUCUAGGGCCUACCCUUUCCCUUCAUGACUGGAUUAAAGAGAAAGGUACAGAAAUUUAGGGGUAAAAGGAUUUGUUAGGUCUGAUCAAAUAAUUGAAUCAAUGCCCCCUCCCCUGGGAACUGACCUUUAGGCCACUUCACAAUGGACAUUCCACUUGCUUAGACCACAUUCCACUUGCUAACAUGAUUCUCUCUCCCCUCUGGACUAUCCUAGAAUCCGGACCUGCACAAGAGAAUUCUCCACCCAGAGAAAGCCUGCCUAGAGUCCUUUAAAAACCUGACUCCCUGUCUUUGGGUGCUGGCACCAUUUUGGGGCUUAGCCCAUCUGGUAUCCAGAUGA